This is a messenger RNA of Eupeodes corollae, 1482 nucleotides long. RefSeq lists its product as uncharacterized. Bases 117 to 1394 code for a protein of 425 amino acids. The record is from RefSeq and is a predicted model, not a curated record. NCBI's taxonomy places the organism in Eukaryota, Metazoa, Arthropoda, Insecta, Diptera, Syrphidae. The transcript has 3 exons.
GUCAUUGAAUUUUGACAGAACCGACAAACAAUUUUCUUAGAAUCAAAAACAAAUGCAAUCAUUUGUUUAUUUAUUUUUUCGUUAAAAAAAAGUAUUAAAGUUAAAUUAAUACAAAAAUGGACACAAGAAAACGAUUGUUAAUGGAAGCCUGUGUCGGUUACUUCAACAGCAUGAACUUGUGCUACAAACAAUACGACAAAGAAAUGCGGCAAAUGCGAAUGCGCUUCUACAACAGAUUGGAAACCAGAAUCCGGAACAACCUAAGAAUCCACCAAAUGAAUCUCAUGAACAUCAUCGAAAUAAUGUACUUAAAAGAAAUAGAAAAACCAAAUAAGAAGAAAAAGAAACGAAUAAGAACAUUGUGGAUGAAGAAACGAAGUGCCGACUGGUGGAAUGCGAUAUGCUUUAGCAGUGACGAUGCUCUUUGGAGGGGGCACAUCCGAAUGGACGAAGAGACAUUCUUAUACCUGUGUGAGACUUUUGAAGAUGAAUUCAGACCAAAGCCAAAUGCUGUGCGCGAAUCUUUGCCAACUAAAACUAAAGUCGCAGCUGCCUUAUACAAACUCGCAACGAAUGAACCAUAUUCUAAAAUCGGAAAGAAGUUUGGUAUCCAUGGAAUCAGUGUGCAGAAAGCCCUCUAUCAGUUCUGUGAAGCUUGCAACAAGAUUCUGAAGAACGAAUAUAUUAGCAUGCCAGUAGAUGAAGAGGUUUACGAUAUAAUGCAGCAGUUUGAAGACAAACUUGCAUUGCCUCAAAUGCUCGGCAUUAUGGAAGGAACUCAAAUUAACCUUUCCCUCAAAGCGAAUGGCAUGAGGAGGCACAUACUACAAAACGGGGCAAGAAAUAUGGUCCUGCAAAGUAUUAUCGAUCCAAAUUGCUUGUUCAGGGAUAUUGCCUUCUUACAAAACUCUCAAGAUUUCGUGGACUAUAAUGCCCGCAUUAAAAACGUUAUGUUAGUAAUGCCACAAAAAGAUAUCCAUGGAAUUCCUGUCCCGGCAUAUCUAGUUAGUCGUCGACCCGAUGCAACACAAUGGUGGCUAAUGAAACCAUUUUCAGAGGUUAGCACACCCGAGCAGGAAUUGUUCAAUGAUUUUAUGAGUAAAUCUAGUGUAGUUGCGGAACAGACAUAUAGGAAACUAAAAGGACGAUGGAAGAUCUUGCAAGACCCCAUGAACAUCAGUGUCAGUUUCAUUACAACACUCAUAACCACUUGUUGUAUUUUGCAUAAUAUCUUAGAAAUGAAGGGUCUGGAUUACGAUUAUUCUUUGAGUGAUUCACUCGAGUAUGAAGAAGUAUUGUAUUGUGGACCGAUGGAUGAGAGCGAAGAGUCUUGCCCGACGGGCGACGCAAUCCGAGAUCAUUUAACAAGUUAUAUAUGCGCACAGUUUACAUGAAGUUAAAGUAUCUAUUAUUUAUUAUUUUCAUGUUAUGUUUUCGUAUUAUUUUCGAAUACAAAAUCUUUUUCGAUUUUAUUGAAAUCAA